AUGGCAGUACACGACUUACCGUUGGCAAUGAUCUUUUUUACUGGAAUUGUCGCAGUACUGGCAUAUGGUCUAUUCAAACUUAUCAAUGAGCGACGUUUCUAUAAAGACCUGCCGAAACCACCGCACAGUUUCUUCUGGGGUCACCUUAAGAUCUUGGAAGAUGCCUUCAAGAUGUUGCCUAAGGACGCCCAUUAUCAAGCAGCAGUGAUGACUAUUGCCAGGAAGUACGACAUGCCGGAAGUCUUCUACCUGGAUCUUUGGCCAGCUGCCCCUGGUCAGGUUGUGGUGACAAAUCCAGAUGUCGCACUUCAUAUGACCGCCAUCAGGAAUCACCCAAAGCAUGAGGCUGAGAAGUGGUUUGUCGAUCCUCUGAUUGGAACAGGCAAUAUCGUCAGCACAAAUGGAGCGCGAUGGAAAUACUUGCACAAGAUGCUGAGCCCAGCAUUUUCUAUAACACAUAUUAGCAAUAUGAGAUCUAUGGUGGCUGCCGAAGUCAUGAAAUUUCGCUCGAUCCUUCAGAGGAAAUCCGAAUCUGGAGACACCUUCAGACUUGAGGAUAUCACACAACAUCUGACUUUCGAUGUCAUCACCACCGCUACUUUUGGCCACUCACUAGAUGCACAAACCAAAGGCAACAUUGCUCUACAGCAUUUCGAAGACAUGUGUAGGGCAUUCAUGCAAACUCGAAAAUCAUUCAACUUGGUCCGGAACUUCUUUCUGGACAGAAAGCGCAAUGCAGCAAGGAAGAAGCUUGACGAAGUCAUCGCCGUGCUCAUAAAAGAAAGAUUUGAAAAGAUACUGCAAGAUAAAGUGGACCUUACGGAAAAGCGUGGCCUUGGGGUCAUGGAUCUUAUCCUCCGAGACCAUCUAGAGAAUUCGAGCCAGACGGGGAGACAGGAGCUCGAUCCUGAAUUCCUCGAAAAUGCUAUCACACAGGUCAAGACACUGCUCAUCGGCGGUACCAGCACAACGUCAGACACAGUCUGUUUCGGGGUCAUGCUUCUGAGUGUGCACCCCGAAGUUGUCCAGAAGAUGCGUGAGGAACAUGAUCGAAUCUUCGCAAAGGGUAUCGAAGCAACAUACGAACUUCUGAAAUCAAAUCCACACAAGCUUAAUGAGCUCGAAUACACAAACAACGUCAUCAAGGAAGUGUUGCGCCUCUAUCCAAUAGGCAACACUGCCCGUGCAGGCUUAGACACUAUCCCCUUCGAGGGCCGAGAUUAUCCAACCAAAGGCCUCAUGGUCAACCCGGUCCAGUUUGUGAUGCAUAUGAACCCAAAGAUCUUUCCGAAUCCGACCAAGUUUGACCCAGACCGCUUCACACGCGACGAUUUCCCGCGCCACGCAUGGCGUCCAUUUGAGAAAGGUCCUCGGGCUUGCUUGGGUCAGCCGUUGGCCAUGGAUGAAUUGAGAAUCACGCUGCUGUUGACCGUGAGAGACUUUGACUUCACGUGUGCAGAUCUCAAGCCAAACAAGACACCGCGUGUGGAGUGGACCGAUCUCGACUUGACAUUCGGCGACCGCGCAUUCCAGGAAAUGGUCUUCGAGGCAAGGCCAAGAGACGGUAUGCCGUUGACAGUUAGGAAAUCUCGGUGG
Cucurbitaria berberidis CBS 394.84 is the source of this 1596-nucleotide messenger RNA. Its product is annotated as cytochrome P450. The annotation marks the transcript as partial. Gene Ontology annotation, molecular function: heme binding; iron ion binding; monooxygenase activity. The record is from RefSeq and is a predicted model, not a curated record. The transcript has 4 exons. Lineage: Eukaryota; Fungi; Ascomycota; Dothideomycetes; Pleosporales; Cucurbitariaceae.